This is a messenger RNA of Maylandia zebra (zebra mbuna), 678 nucleotides long. Lineage: Eukaryota; Metazoa; Chordata; Actinopteri; Cichliformes; Cichlidae. The record is from RefSeq and is a predicted model, not a curated record.
GCCACGGUUUACUUUAGCAGCAGAAAAGGGUCGGGAUAAUGAGGAGGACUCUGCUGCUGCUGGCCUCUCUGGCCUUUGUUUCUCUCACUUCUGUGGCUGAUGGAGCUCCAUUGCAAGUGAUGUCUGCCCCAAACUUGUUGCGGGUGGGAACUGCAGAAAACAUCUUUGUGGAGUGUCAAGACUGCACUGGAGGAGACGUUAGGGUUGAAAUCAAUGUGAUGAACCAUCCAACCAAAACUAAAAGGCUGGCAACAACAUCUGUGACCCUCAACAAUGCAAAUGACUUUCAGCAGCUUGAGAAAGUAACGAUCCCUGCAGGAGACUUCAGUAAAGAUCCCAACGCGAAGCAGUACGUGUACCUACAGGCUCAGUUCCCUGACCGCCUCCUGGAGAAAGUAGUCAUGGUUUCCUUCCAGUCUGGUUACAUCUUCAUUCAGACAGACAAGACCCUUUAUACACCAAACAGCAAAGUUCGUUUCAGGAUGUUUGCACUGACACCCCAGAUGGAGCCUGUAGAGAGGGAUGAAGCAGCCCAAUCUGAUCCUUCCAUUGCCAUUGAGUUUGUGACACCUGAAGGCAUUGUUUUACCACUUGAUAUAGUCGCUCUAAAAUCAGGUAUUCAUUCUGGAGAUUUCCAGCUUGGUGAAAUUGUUAGGUGAGUAUUAUUAUUAUUACUGU